AUGGCCGACGGUUUGCAAAUGGGAAACCUUUCCCUCAACGAGUCUCAGCACGCCCCCCAGGGUAACGCCCCUGGCCAGGGUCGUGCCGCCUAUAUUCCUCCUCACCUCCGCCAGCGCGGCGGUCCCGCCGCCGCCGCUGGCCCUGGCUCCGCUGCUCAGGAUCCUCUCCCCGGUGAUAACUUUAACCCUCGGAAUGGUCCCGGUGGUGGCAACUGGGCCAACGCAAAUGCUCCUAACUUCAGCCCCCGUGGCCCUUCGAACGGUAUGACCAACUGGACUCCUGGCGGAAUGACCCGGCCCUUCGAUCCCCAUGCUUACGGACACCCAGGAUCUUCUUACAGCGGUGGUGGUGGUAGUGGUGGUUCUUCUCAGCAAGCCCGUGGCUCAGGAGAUGGCCAGUGGCGCGACGGCAAGCACAUCCCUGGACCCGCCAAUGCCCGCGUGGAGCGCGAGCUGUUUGGUGUCCCCAAUGACCCCUCCAAGCAGCAGACUGGUAUCAACUUCGCCAACUACGAUGAUAUCCCCGUUGAGGCCUCCGGUAACGACGUUCCCGAGCCCGUUACUCAGUUCACCAACCCUCCUCUGGAUGACCACCUGAUCGCCAACAUCAAGCUCGCCAGCUACAUCAUCCCCACCCCUGUGCAAAAGUACUCCGUGCCUAUUGUCAUGGGUGGCCGUGAUCUGAUGGCCUGUGCCCAGACUGGUUCCGGAAAGACCGGUGGUUUCUUGUUCCCCAUCCUUUCCCAGGCCUUCCAGAACGGACCCUCUCCUACCCCUGCCCAGCCCGGUGGUGGUGGUCAGUUCUACGGCCGCCAGCGCAAGGCCUACCCCACCUCACUCAUUCUUGCCCCCACCCGUGAGCUGGUUUCUCAGAUCUUCGACGAGGCCCGCAAGUUUGCUUACCGUUCUUGGGUUCGUCCCUGUGUCGUGUACGGUGGUGCCGACAUCGGUUCUCAGCUCCGCCAGAUCGAGCGUGGUUGCGAUCUUCUCGUUGCUACCCCUGGUCGUCUUGUUGAUCUGAUCGAGCGUGGCCGUAUCUCCCUCGCUAACAUCAAGUACCUUGUUCUCGAUGAGGCUGACCGCAUGCUGGACAUGGGUUUCGAGCCCCAGAUUCGCCGCAUCGUCGAGGGUGAGGAUAUGCCUGGUGUCAAUGACCGUCAGACUCUCAUGUUCUCCGCUACUUUCCCUCGCGAUAUCCAGAUGCUUGCACGUGAUUUCCUGAAGGACUACAUCUUCCUGUCCGUCGGUCGUGUUGGAUCUACCUCUGAGAACAUCACCCAGAAGGUUGAGUACGUCGAGGAUGCUGACAAGCGCUCCGUUCUGCUUGAUAUCCUCCACACCCACGGUAGCACUGGUCUGACUCUGAUCUUCGUCGAGACCAAGCGUAUGGCCGACUCGCUCUCCGAUUUCCUCAUCAACCAGCGUUUCCCCGCCACUGCCAUUCACGGUGAUCGCACUCAGCGCGAGCGUGAGCGUGCCCUUGAGCUCUUCCGUAACGGUCGCUGCCCCAUCCUGGUUGCUACUGCCGUUGCUGCCCGUGGUCUCGAUAUCCCCAACGUGACUCACGUUAUCAACUACGAUCUGCCCACUGACAUCGAUGACUACGUUCACCGCAUUGGUCGUACCGGUCGUGCCGGUAACACCGGUAUUGCCACUGCUUUCUUCAACCGUGGCAACCGUGGUGUUGUUCGUGACCUGCUCGAGCUCCUCAAGGAGGCUCACCAGGAGGUUCCCGCAUUCCUCGAGAGCAUCGCUCGCGAGGGCAGCGGAUUCGGCGGUGGACGUGGUAGUUCCCGCGGCGGUCGUGGCCGUGGCACCACUGCUACCCGUGAUGUGCGUCGCGUCCCCGGUGGCAUGGGCAUGGGCGGUGGCUCCUUCGGCGGCAGCGGCUACGGUGCCGGUGGUGCUGCUCCUUCCUACGGUGGUGCUGGCUACGGCGGUGCGGCUGCUCCCUCUUACGGUGGUGGUGGUGGUGGUUACGGCGGCGGUGGUAGCUACGGCAACCCCUCUGGCUCAUCCGGCCCCUCGUCUUGGUGGUAA
This is a messenger RNA of Penicillium soppii, 2040 nucleotides long. RefSeq names its product DEAD/DEAH box helicase. The transcript has 2 exons. Bases 1 to 2040 code for a protein of 679 amino acids. Gene Ontology annotation, cellular component: nucleus. The record is from RefSeq and is a predicted model, not a curated record. NCBI's taxonomy places the organism in Eukaryota, Fungi, Ascomycota, Eurotiomycetes, Eurotiales, Aspergillaceae. Gene Ontology annotation, molecular function: RNA binding; ATP binding; RNA helicase activity.